Molecule: messenger RNA, 5969 nt
Organism: Mercenaria mercenaria
Lineage: Eukaryota; Metazoa; Mollusca; Bivalvia; Venerida; Veneridae
Product: protein Jade-1-like
Exons: 16
Coding region: 206-3769 (1187 amino acids)
Biological process (GO): regulation of transcription by RNA polymerase II
Source: RefSeq, a predicted model, not a curated record
CUUGGGCCUAGGAUCAUUAAACUUGAUAGGGAGUUGGUCAUCACCAGCAGAUGACCCCUAUUGAUUUUGAGAUCAGUAUGUCAAAGGUCAAGGUAACAGUGACCCGGAACAGUAAAACAGUUUCCAGACGAUAUUUCAAGAACUCUUCGACCUAGGAUCAGGAAAAUUGAUAGGAAGGUUGGUCAUUACAAGCAGAUGACCCCUAAUGAUUUUGAGGUCAUUAGAUAAAAGUUCAAGGUCACAUUGGCCAGGAACAGUUGAACGUUUCCCAGACAAUAACUCGAGAACACUUGGGCCAAGGAUCAUGGAAGUUGAUAGAGAGGUUAAUCAUGACCAGCAGAUUACCCUAUUGAUUUUGAGGCAUGACAUCACAGUGAUCACUAUGCCGCCAACUAAAAGCAAAAGGAGUAAUGAAGAAAGUCCAGAGAGACGAUCGAAACGUCGCCGACUUAAUGACGAAGAGGAGGAAGAGGAGAAGGAGAAGGAAACGCCACUCAGUAAAGGCAAAGCUUCAUCAAGCAAGAAGACGCCUCACUAUAGUGGUGGAGGGUCAUCACAUAAACCUGCAGAGUUAUUCCGUAAAGAUUUGAUAAGUGCUAUGAAGUUACCAGACUCUGAGCCACUAGCACAGGAAGACUACUUUUUGAUAGCAGAUACCUGGAGACAGGAGUGGGAACGUGGAGUUCAAGUCCCAGUUAAUGAAAUUGCUAUCCGUUCAGUAGAUCUCAGGGAAGUGUCAGAAAAGCCUACAGCUACUGGGGACUUUAAAAUAUCAAAGAAGUUCCUCCAUGCUGCGAAGGAUGAGACAUACCAGCUAGGUCAGCAUGAGUUGACUGGUAUGUCACAGUUGUCAGAACAGGUUGUGAGAUAUGACCUAGACGAUCUAGACGUGUCCUGGCUAAGACUUCUCAAUGAACAAAGGGAGGAAGUUGGAGAGAUACAGAUAGUGGAGUGGACUGUGGAGAGAGUGAUAGAGGCCCUGGAAGCACAGUGUCAUGAAAACAUGGAGAUCAAGAAGAAAACAGAGGAGGGCCUCGGUAUCGAGUAUGAUGAGGACAUAGUCUGUGAAAUCUGUCAGUCUCCGGACAGUGAAGACACAAAUGAGAUGGUGUUUUGUGAUGGCUGUGAUAUAUGUGUACAUCAGGCAUGUUAUGGUAUUCAAACAGUCCCGGAAGGGAGCUGGCUAUGCAGGACGUGUGCACUAGGAAUAAAGCCUGCAUGUAUACUCUGUCCUAAAGUUGGUGGUGCCAUGAAAAGCACAAGGAGUGGUACAAAGUGGUCCCAUGUUAGCUGUGCUAUAUGGAUACCUGAAGUUACCAUAGGAUGUGUAGAAAAAAUGGAACCAAUUACAAAAAUUUCCAUGAUACCCGCUAGCCGGUGGUCUCUGAUAUGUUGUAUAUGUAAGGAGAGAUGUGGAGCAUGUAUACAAUGUUCUGUGAAAGCCUGUAAAACAGCAUUCCAUGUCACUUGUGCAAUCAGUGAUAAGCUUGAGAUGAAAACAGUGCUUAUAGAAGACAAAAACACAGAGGAUGUCAAGUUAAAGGCAUUUUGUCCGAAGCACAGUAGAAAGAGGGACAGAAACAGUUCAGAGUCGGAACCUGACUCUCCAAGGAAGUCUGUCAAUGGAUCUCCUGUGAAGGAGUGUCAGAUGUCAGAGGAAGAGAUGGCCACUAUAAGAGCUGAAAGGUUACAGAAGUUAGAGGAAGAGUUUUAUGAUCUAGUGAAAAUAGCUGAUAUAGCCAGUCAGUUAGAGGUACCAGAUGAGGUCGUUGAUCAUAUAUAUGUCUACUGGAAGCUUAAGAGAAGGUCUAUGUUUAACCGUCCAUUGUUGACCCCUAAGACUGAGGAAGCGGACUUGCUAGAGAAACAACAGGAAGACAGUUUGUUAGCCAGGAUGAAAAUGUUUGUACACCUCAGGCAGGAUCUGGAACGGGUACGCAACUUGUCAUACAUGAUAAGUCGUCGAGAAAAAAUCAAGAAACAGUUCAAUUCCUCCAGAGAGAGUGUAUUUUAUGCUGCUCUAGAGGUCUUAACAGACAAAACAUUGAAUAUUUCAACCAGAGAGGUGGAGAAGAUUGUGAAAACUUACAGUGAUUUGCCUGAUCCCUAUGGCAAACCACUAAUAACCUGCAGAGAUGCUCCAGAUCCCAAGAACAAACCACUGAAAAAGGCAAAAACCACUCCAACAGAAACAAAAGCUGCAAAGACAGUGUCCAGAAGGUCUAGUGAAAACAAAGGUGAACUGUCCAAACCAGGGAUUGUAGAAAACAGAGUGAAAUUAAAAAUAGAUGAAUCUUUGUCUAAGAAAAUUAUGGAACAGAGAAAAUCUAUUUCAGAAACUCCAAAAUCAAGAAAGUCUCGCCUAUCAAGUAAACAGGACACUAGUAUAAAAACAGAAACAGACACUGAAAAAUGUAUAAAAGUAGAGAAAGACAUAAAUAAAGAUAUAAGAUUGGAGGAAGAUCUUGGAAAAGUUGAUACAACUGAAACCAAAACCAAUAUAAGUGCCAAAAUGGAGAUGGGUGAUGCCGAGAACAUGGCAAGUGAUCAGAACAAUUCCUCAAUAGACACAAGUGGUAUUAUUGAUGUUGAAACAGCGGAUGAUACUCUUGUGAACACUUCUCAGGCAAGCUCAACUGUAGAAAACUCAACACUAGUGCAAUCUGAACCAGAAUCUAACUCAGAUAAAUUUGUUUCUGACACUCAGAAAGUGAAACAGCAGAAACGUGGCAGACCUGUUGGUAGACCACCAAAAAAGGGAAAACAACUAAAGUCCGAGGCAGCUAGUAAUUUGACUGAGGAUAAAGAUGAAAGUAGUGAGAAAACAUCAGACAGGAAAGUUAGAACUAGAUCUAGUUUGCCUGAGAUAGUUCAUGAAGAGGUUUUGAGUAUAAAUGGCAAUUUAGAUGAGCCUGAAGUGGAAGAAACUGAAGCAAAAUUGGGUCAGAAAGAAAGUAAGCCUAAAGUAACAGCAGAAAAACGUGAUAGAAGACAUUCUUCUGUAAAAUUGUCAGAAACAGAAAAGGAGGAGCUGAUACAUAAGUUUCCGUCUGCUAAGAAUGUUUCAGAUCAUGUUAAAGCUGAACUAACUGGUUAUUUUAAGAAUAAUAAAUUAAUUGUUAGUAACAAACUUCGGCAGAAGGUUCAAAACGCUUUACUUAAUGGGAAGAGAAGAAAUAGAUUUGGAAAAGGCAUUGUGAUUGACCAUUCACAAAAGAAGAUUGAUAAUUUCUUUGUGAAAUCUCCACCUCUGUGUGAUCCAGACUCGCCAAAGAGUCCGGCAAAAAAUGUUUCUAGAGUUCUAAAUGAGUUAUCACCAACCAGGGACCGGUAUGAGGCCAACAAUAUUGAACGAACAGCAAUCACGAGAGGGUCACUGAAAGUAUCUGAAUUCCACAUAGCGAGGAGAUCUGGUAACACUCCAUCUCGAAACUCUCCCACCUUGUCUAACAGGGAAAAAAGUGUGGAGAAAAAUUCUGAUGGAACAUCUGACAGUAGAAAUGUUCGGACAAGAUACAACAGUGGUGAAGUUAUUUCGGUGAAAGAGAAGUUAUUUGAUAGCGAGACAAAACGAAUUACCAGAAGUAGCCGGGAGUCAACGCCUGAAAGCACAACUAGUAGUGUUAGAAGUUUCAGUAGUUAUAAACGUAAGCAAGCAGAAAACACAAAACUAAGAACUAGGUCAAAUACACCAGUGUCAGUAGGCAAAGACUCCGAUGAAUCAGAAUCGGAAAAUAUAUGUGCUGAAUCCAGACGUUUAAGGAGAUGAUACUGUGAACCUUAUAGAACAUCAGGGUUUUUUUUUUUAAUUGCUGUGAACCACACAAUAUAAUUACAUUUAUUAAGCCAUUUUAUGGUAAUGCUCUUAACAUAAUUACUCCUGUAUGAAUGAAUGAAUCAUUUUAUAACAAUCAUGUCCAAAUAUAGUUGUAUUUUUAGCUUGACUGUUUAAAGAAUAGGUAGAACUAUUGGACUCAUCUUUGCAUCAGCAUCCAGAUUUGGUUAAGUUUUGGUAUAUGAACGGUAUCUUAAUACCCACUUUUAAAUGGGAAUCUAUUGAAACUUCACACACUUGUUCAGUGAUGAUCUGACAUGCACUGCAUGAUGCAGUUCAUAACUCUACUUUGCACUUUUAUAAAAGUAUGCCCCUGUUUUGACUUCACAAUUUUUGUAUUAGUUUUGCAUGUAAGCUGGUAGCUCAGUACCCACUAAUGGGAAUGAAUUGAAACUUCAUACACUUGUCCACUUUGAUGACCUGACAUGCUUUGUACAUGUUCUAAGCAAAAUUGUGCCCCUUUUCCCACUUUGCAUUCAUUCAAUUGACAAGGCUGUUGAAUAGUCAAGCUUUGCUGUCCUUGGACAUCACUUGUUGAAAUCUGAUCUCACUUUGCUAGUUGGUUUGAAGAAAUAACAAACAUUUGGGCAAGUGUAAAAUUUCCACAAAACUAGUUUAAGAGUACUGUGAAAUUAUUGCAUUUUGUUGGAACAAUAUUUCCUGAUAAAACAAAAUGGCUUUUUUCCAUGGGGAUUGGAAUUUGUGGAUUUAAACUUGAGAAGAUUGAAUGAACAUGUGUAUUUAUCUUUGGGUACUGGCUCAACCAUGAAAUACUGGAAAAUUAGUCCCCCAUGAAUAUUAAUGAUUUCACAGUAAGUACAUAAAUUAUAUCUGCUAUACAGACACCAGUAUCAUGUUUAGUUUUUUGGUUUGAAAAACUCUGGUGUUUUACAUAAAAUAAAAUCGGUUGUAUAUAUUUCAGUAAAAUGUAUGAAAUUAUAUAUAUUAAUUAGAGUUAAGUGGAAAUUGCUCAAGUGUUGUAGAAGUAUAAAUUUUGCUUAAAUCUUUUGUCAUUAAUUUCAUCUUCUGAAGGUAUUAAAUGUUAUACAUUUCUUUAUAUAGGGCAUUUUUAUACAGGGCAUUUUCACUGAUUGGUAAAUUAGGACUUGAAAAAAAAGAGACUUGAGAGUGGAGUUGGAUACUAUGUUUGGAACUGUGCAACUCUAUAAAUCUUCUAUUUUGUGUAUUUCAUUACUAAGAAAUAGUGCUGAAACCAUGCAUAUGUAUCACACACUCGAUUUCCCUCCUUAUUAGCUUCAUCAUAUUUAAGAAAUAAUAUUGUAGAACCAUGUUUUUAAUAUACCUUACAAUUCAGAGAGAUUAUGCGCCUGUUGAAUAGUUUCACAAGGGCUUGCAUGAUCGAAUUAAUACACACGGCACAUAACCAAUUUGGAGUGUUUAAAUAUAUUAAAACAUGGUCCUGCUGUAUGUUAUUUUGAUUCUAAUGUCUUUAAUGUAAACAAGUAGAUGAAAUAGGGAAGCUCUAUUUCACAGGACACAUGUGGUACAAAAUACAGUAAGUAGAGUUAUUGAAAUACUGGAGGUAUCACAUCCUGUGGAGUGGGUAGAUGUCUAGUGAACUAUUCUGUCGGCCUAAGAAUCUAUUCAGAGUGUGAAUUAAGUGCAGCACCGUUCUCGUAUAUCAUUUUAUCUUUGAAACAUAUUUAAUAUAAAAUGGUAGAUAAAAUUUGGUAGCACUUUUACUCAGCACUUGUUGAAAGUGGAUUUGUUUUGUAUGUAGAUGUAUUCUGAGGUCCAGGACAUUUAAACUUCAAAAGCUUUGAGUUUCAUUUAAUUUUGUAAAGUAAACAUUGAUUAUCAAACAUUUAUAAGUAUAGUGUUCAUUUAAGGUAUGGUUUAUGAAUUCUUUUUAUUUUGUGGUACACUUAUGCUACCGGAAAUACUUAAUGCUGGAAUCAUUUUCAGUAUCACAAUCUCAGAAUCAAGAGAUUUAUACUUUGUACAACUUUAGUCUGUAAGAUACUGAGUUUUUAAAGUCAGAUAUUAAGAAGUGUUUUAUACAGUGUAUAUGAAAUAUUUUUGAAAGUAAAGCUGAAUGUAAAUAUUUGUAUUUAUGAAAGUAUUUUGUCAAUACUAUGAAAGAAAUACAUUAAAACUGGUCUUGCACACUGAA